Aspergillus terreus NIH2624 is the source of this 3540-nucleotide messenger RNA. RefSeq names its product SUMO protease ULP2. Gene Ontology annotation, molecular function: SUMO-specific endopeptidase activity. The transcript has 7 exons. Lineage: Eukaryota; Fungi; Ascomycota; Eurotiomycetes; Eurotiales; Aspergillaceae. Gene Ontology annotation, biological process: protein desumoylation. The record is from RefSeq and is a predicted model, not a curated record. The coding region runs from base 1 to 3540 and encodes 1179 amino acids. Gene Ontology annotation, cellular component: cytoplasm; nucleus.
AUGCAGAAGGAGCUCGACCGCCGCACGCCUACCGAUCUAUCCCGGAAGGGUAAGUUGACGCACGGCACGGAGCGUCCCUCCCCUAAAUCUGCUGAGGACGAGCGCAGAUUGUUCCCGGGUAAAUACAAGGAACCUAAGGAUGGGGUGCCCAUUAUCCCAGGGUCAUACCCUAACCCGAAGACAAAACUCAAGAACCUUGGCUUCAAGCCAGUGGACAGAAUUUCCAACAACGCCCGAGAUAGCGGCCCCGUUCGUGCUCAUGGGAAGCAAAAGCAACCUCGUGUCGACCAUCUCAGCCCGCCAUACUCCGACAAUACCGGCAUGCACGGAUCCGAGAGACCUUCCAAACGUCAGCGCCUGAACAGCUCCGAGACACACCCCGCCAGAAGUCCCAUCAUCAUCAUACCGUCCGACGACGAAACGGGCCCGCCGGGCAUGGAGUCUUCAUCGAUGGCGGGUCACUCGGCGCGUCGAUCUUCCCUGUCGAGCCAGCUUUCGAGCCAGCUUUCGAGCCGGCCACGGCGGAUGUUGGAGUCUGGCCCGAGACUCGGCAGUGCAUCUGAGUAUCGUGAAGUUGAAAAGAGCGUUCAAAUUCCGCGAACACCUAGCAAGGCUUCUUCUAAACGCCGGCACUUUUCUACGGAUGACGACACGGACGAAAAAUUCACCAAGAAUGCCGCGCGAGAGCGGCGAUCACAACCGUCGACGAUGGAUUCUUCAGUGAAGCACGUAGAUGAUUCCGAAGCCCCGGGCCUCAACGGAAAUGUCCCCAAGAGUCCAUCUAGAGAACAAGCCGGUACGAUAUACAAGCAGAAAGAGUCGCCAGAUGUUGGAACGAAUGGAAGGGGAGGAUCGCCUAUCAAUCGGAACAUAUCCCCUUCUGGACAAGGCCAUCCAAUGAGUCCGUCUCGAGAUCGAUCCAAGAAGAGCGUCAAGCGGCCGGCGUCUGAUCGCGGGGAAAGUUCCGACGAACUCCAGGGUGAAGUAACGGUCAAACCAGCACCAUCUAAGCUCGCCAAAGAGCGUACGGGAAGCGCUUCCGGUGGGGCCCAGACGGACGAGGCUCGCAAAAAAGUUAUUCGGAUCCAGUCUGAAUCGCCCCAGCCCUCGACUACGGAGAAGAUGCCCCGUCAAAAGCGGGAUAAAUUGAGCAAGAAGAAAUCCAAGAAGGGGAAAGGGCUUCGAAUGUUCCAAGCGACUUUUUUUCGAAAAGGCCACGACUCUCCACGGCCGCCAAAUGGUGAGAACAUCCGACUUGGGGUGGAUACGAAAAAUAAAAUGAUGAAAGUCUACGCGACACCAUCUGUCGAGGCACACACCGAGUUGGAUCUCAACAAGAUUGACCACGUCAAGAAGGGGGAUGAGUCUAGUCGAAAGAUUUCCUUAUAUAUGUCCAAGUCGGGGACCGAUGAUAAUCGGGUAGAUAUUGAGCUGUUGUCGCCCGAGGAUAAGGAUAGUCUCAUCAGCGUGCUUGAGAAGAAGUUGGAGGCCAAGGUACACGGUAGACCUAGCGACUGGAUGGACAGUGCAUUUGUCAAGAAAGGGAAGCAGUUAGCUUCCCAACCGAAUGGGUCGAAGCGCCCAGUUGAAAGUGACGUCGAACGAUCCACUGACCCAACGUGUGGGCGCGUCAAACGAAAAAGACUUGCGGACGCACUCAAGGAUUAUUCUGCAGCUCCUGACAGGGAAGAAGGUUCGCCCUCUGACAACGAGCUUCCACCUGCUGAUCCCUUACCUCGUGCAUCCACACAUAAAGGCUCACCCGCCCCCGACGAUAACCAACCUCCUCCAUUAUCCAAGUCGGCGGACAACGCAGUGACCAUUCCGGUGAAGAAGUAUAUCCCAAAAACACCAGCUACCGGACGAGCAACAAGAUCGAUGUCUCGCCGUGCAGAACCAGCCACAGUCGUCUUGCCACUGGUUUAUCCGCGUUUCGGGAAGAAGAAGGCCGAAGUUGACAUCCAAGAUCUGGAUCGCUUGCGCGAAUCGGAAUUCCUUAAUGACAACUUGAUUGGUUUCUACAUACGGUUCCUGGAGGAUCACCUGGAUCGAAGGAAUAAAGAAGUCUCGAAGAGGGUUUACUUCUUCAAUUCAUACUUCUUCGCCACUCUGACCAAUCUUCCCGGGAAGCAAAAAGGCAUCAACUAUGAAGGAGUUGAGAAGUGGACCCGAAACGUCAAUCUGUUCAACUAUGAUUAUAUCGUGGUCCCUAUCAACGAAAAUGCCCAUUGCCAUCAGGAUUCGGAUCCAGGCAAAGAGGAGUCUGCCAGGCAGAGACUCGCGUCGAUGAGCUUGUCUGACAAAGACCUACCUCGUCACGGUGAUCUGGAGGCGCAGCCUGCGGAAACGGACUGGCCAGCUCAGGAAGAGAAUUUGACAUCUUCGCCGGCCAAAUUCUCAAGCCCUCUUCCCAAGGCUCGCGCAGCCCGUCGGGUUGAUUCCAAGAAUUCCCGUGGAUUGAAAGCAUCACCUCGAAAGCCCUUGCGGAAGUCUAAACGGAGGCCGCCCGGCGAUGUCCACCAACCUGCUAUCAUCACCUUCGAUUCGCUCAACUUGACUCGUGCGCCUACCAUCCGCGCUCUUCGUGAAUACCUACGCGCGGAAGCUAGGUCCAAACAAGGUCUCGAGAUCAAUAAAACCCUAAUCGAAGGCAUGAAGGCUCGCGAAAUUCCUCUUCAGCCAAAUUAUUCCGAUUGUGGGUUGUACCUCCUCGCAUAUGUCGAAAAAUUCGUACAGGACCCGGAUAAUUUUAUCCGGAAACUCCUCAAGGAUGAAAUGAAGGAAAAGGCCGACUGGCCUCGUCUUCGGCCAGGUCUUCUCCGUGCCCGGUUGCGCAACUUUCUUGAUGAUCUUUACGAUGAACAGAUGCAACUUAGCCCCCAAGAGGCGAGCGAGCAGGCAUUGAUGGUAGACCGACAGCCAAUCACUUAUCUUCUGGGAACCUUAGAGCACGAUGCCGAGGGAAAGGAUGAUGAGGUUGAGGCACAAAAGUCACCUCUGUUGAGUGCGAUUCAGGCACCAGUCAAGUCGGAUGAUGGUCGCGUUGAAAAAGCCACUCCGUCCAGAGAGCCGUCAGAAAGCCCGAAAAACAGUCGCGACUGUGCUUUGGAGCCCGAACAUACCAACGCUGAGGAGGCAAUGACACAUGGUACGGAAGAUAAACCCUCGGAAAUACGACAGACGCCUGAGUUGGACAAACACGCCCUGGAUCAAGCAGAUGAGGUAGUUGAGGUCCCGGACAGUCAGGACCAAAAUCAUCUUCCUGUCCCACCUCCGUCACCACCGAAGGUUCUCAUCAAGUACAGAGCUACGGCUCGGCGGGAACCCCAGCAACAAGAGGAUUCCAAGCAUAGGGCCAACAAUGAUGCCUGUUCUAGCAAAAAUCAGCCGGAAGAAAUUCCGGAAACGGACACGGAGUGCCCUCCUAAAAGCAGGAUAGAGGUACAAAUCAUUGGGUCCCCAUCAUCUCCUAAUACGCGGAGUGCUGCGAAGAGAAGUCCAAAGUCUUCGAAAAAUAAGUCAAAGCAUGCAGCGGAAUAG